UUCUCUCACUCUAAGAACUUCUCUAGACUUAGGUACAUACAUGGGAUAGUUAAAGGAACAAGGAAGCUGUAUAGAGAGAGAGAGGAGAGAGAGUAUGAAUGAAUUGCUUUUUCCUUUAUCUCUCUCACUGCCUUGAGUUAAAGUAGAACAAUAAGAAAUAAAUGGCGGCGAUGAAUAAAAGCAGCUCUGAUCUCAUAGAUGCAAAGCUUGAAGAGCAUCAACUUUGUGGAUCCAAACACUGCCCAAGUUGUGGACACAAACUUGAAGGAAAGCCGGAUUGGGUAGGUUUACCAGCUGGAGUGAAAUUUGAUCCAACUGAUCAAGAAUUGAUAGAACAUCUUGAAGCAAAAGUACAAGAGGGUAAAGACUCAAAAUCUCACCCAUUAAUUGAUGAGUUUAUACCCACCAUUGAAGGAGAAGAUGGAAUUUGUUAUACCCAUCCCGAGAAACUUCCAGGAGUCACGAGAGAUGGAUUAAGCAGACAUUUCUUCCAUAGACCAUCAAAGGCAUACACAACCGGUACAAGAAAGAGAAGAAAAAUUCAAACGGAAAGUGACCUACAAGGAGGAGAAACGCGGUGGCAUAAGACCGGCAAGACUAGACCGGUGAUGGUUAACGGUAAACAAAAAGGGUGCAAGAAAAUCUUGGUUUUGUAUACAAAUUUCGGCAAGAAUCGAAAACCGGAAAAAACAAACUGGGUAAUGCAUCAAUAUCAUCUUGGAUUACAUGAAGAAGAGAAAGAAGGUGAACUUGUUGUUUCCAAGAUUUUCUAUCAAACACAACCUAGACAAUGCAAUUACACAGAUAGGACUAGCGGCGGCGGUGGCGGCGGCAGCGGUAGUAUUGUCGGUGAAGGAAAUAUCAGUAUCAGUAGUAGUGAUGUUAACAUUAGUUGUACAUCGAAAGAAGUACUGAACCAGAAUCAAAGGGAUGAUUUGUCGGCGAUUGGGAUUGGGGCGGCGGUCUCCGGUUAUAGUCCCGUUGAUAUUCAGCAACUAAAAACCGAUCAGUUUGGAUUCAACCCAUUCAGAAAACCCUUUGAUGAGAUUGGUGUGGGAGAGACUUCGGUGGUAAGAGAAGCACCACAAGCAUCAGGCACGUGCGAAGAGCAUGACAUGCACGGGCAUCACGUGACCCAUGAACACCAUCACCACCAGCAACAGCAGCAGCAGUUGCACCAUCACCACCAUCAGAUGGCCACGACAGCCUUCCACGUCAGCAGACCUUCACAUCCAAUAUCCACCAUUGUAUCUCCUCCAACCUUCCAUCACACCUCCAUUAAUAUUCUUGAUGAUGACUCAUUCAAUGUCCAAAGGAUCAUGCUCCCAAAUGAUAACUUUCAGCAGCAACAACAACAACAACAUCAACAGCAGCAGCAACAACAACAACAUCAACAUCAUCAUAAGCUUGUUGGAAGGUCUGCUUCUGGACUGGAAGAACUCAUCAUGGGCUGCACUUCAUCUGAUAUUAAAGAGGAGUCAUCCAUCAGCAACCCCCAAGAAUCAGAUUGGUUGAAGUAUUCUAACUUCUGGCCAGACCCUGACAACCCGGAUCAUCAUGGGUAGGACCCAAAUCAGAAAAAGGAGAGAAAGAGCAAGAAAGAGAGAAAUAAGUAAAAAUAGAAUAAAAAAGAAUGCAGUUAUAGACAAGCAUCAUUAUCAUCAUCAUUAGUACUUGAAGAAGCCUUCUGGAGUUCUUUUUCAACAACAAGAUGCCAUGGAAACUAUCAACAAUCCUUCUCUUUUUAAGGCUCAAACCGAACUAACUGUUCAAACAUCCCAUGUUGGAAAGGGUGAGAAAGAAAAGAAAGAAGAGAGGAGAAAAGAUGGAGGAAUAAAGAAAGGAAAGGAAAAAGAAAAGAAGAAAAAGGCUGCAACUACCUCCUGACAAGUAGAAGGGGAACCAAUGAAGGAAAGCAGUAUCCUUCCUUCUUAAGCAAAUAUAUAUAUAUAUAUAUAUAGAAAUCAUCACCAUUAUGAUAUUACAGUUUAUAUAUACUAUAUAUACAUAUAUGAUAUAUUUUAUUUCUUUAUUUUUGGUUUGUUUGUAUAUCUUCUUGUAUUGUUUAUACAAGGCAGACAUGGUAGAUUGAGUCUGUUCAGAUUACAUAUUACAGAUUUCAUGUAUGUGUAAUUUUAUAAAUUCAACAUAGGACAUGGCCGGUACGUACUCUAUCGAGUAAAUAUGUUGAGAUUGCGAUGGAAUACGAAUGAAUGAAUUCCCAUUAUAGAAGCAAAUAUGUAUACAAUGACUUUCUCAUGCAUAUGUUAUCAUAUUAAUCUUCAAU
This is a messenger RNA of Impatiens glandulifera, 2287 nucleotides long. RefSeq names its product NAC domain-containing protein 75-like. The transcript has 7 exons. Gene Ontology annotation, molecular function: transcription cis-regulatory region binding; DNA-binding transcription factor activity. NCBI's taxonomy places the organism in Eukaryota, Viridiplantae, Streptophyta, Magnoliopsida, Ericales, Balsaminaceae. Bases 162 to 1565 code for a protein of 467 amino acids. Gene Ontology annotation, biological process: regulation of DNA-templated transcription. The record is from RefSeq and is a predicted model, not a curated record. Gene Ontology annotation, cellular component: nucleus.